AUGGAGUUGGACGUCCGUAGGACGUUUGUCGACUUGGAACACGACUCAACUAUCGCGUGGGACCGUUUAACUGAUUUUCAAUAUGUAAGCAAAGGCGGCUUUGCUUUGGUUUUUGUGGCAAACCUCAGGCGCAGCGAUGGGGUUGCUCAGCCUGUUGCGGUGAAAGUGCUGAAGCCUGAGAACCACUUUCGCCCCGCUAUCUACAGCAAGUUUCUCCAGGAGGUUGCUUUGCAGACAGCCCUGCCACACUCCCUCAUCGUGCGCGCGCUGGGGUUCUGCUCCGUACCAGUUGGUCCACUGAUCGCGGCGGCGCCGCCCGGCAUCCUCACGCCUGACAGUAGCGGCGGCGGCGGCGGUGGCGCCAGGGACAGGAACAGCAAGAAAGCGGCCUUGUCGGCAGCGCAGGAAUGGUUUGCGAAGCGGCGGCUGUUGAAGUGCUGGGCGCUGGUCAUGGAGCUGAUGCCGAAGGGGCCAGCAGUGGGUGAGACGGCGGUCGCCGGCACCGGCGGUGUCGCCGGCAUGAGCUGGCCUGCCAGCGGCGCUGGCAGCGGCCCUGGCAGCUACGGCGAUGUGCAGGGGCUGUUGUGGCUCAUUGAUGUGGCGGACGCCAUGACCUUCCUGCACAGCCAGCAGCCCCUGCUCAUACACCGCGAUCUCAAGCUGGAGAACAUCCUCUUGCAGCGGGAUGCGGACGGCAGGGUGCGGGCAAAGCUGUCCGACUUCGGGCUCACAGUGGUAGGGAGGGGGGUCUGUGGGGUCCCGGCAGUGGACGCCGCUGGAUCCAAGGUGCCGCCGCCGCAGGUCCUCUGCGCCCCGGGUCAAACCCUGGAAGACGUCCGUAACGCCGUACCCGGGGGCGGCGGCGGCGCCGUCACCGCCCUGUCGGAGCGGCCGUGCAGCUCAUCCGCACAGGUCGCAGCCACAGACACCGUGAAUGCUGCUCCGGAACCGCCCGGCGGCACUCCCUCCAGAAGCGCACCGGCGUCCAGCAGGCAGCUGAACCUCGGCCACCCCAGCCCCAGCCCCUACCCGCUCCGGAACCCCCAAGGCCAGGGUGACCCACAUCCGCACCAGCAGCAGCGAUACGAGGAACAGCAGUACCAGCAGUGCGGACAGCAGGAGAAGAAGCAGCAGCUCAUUGCGGGCAGGAAGGUGGUGAGCAGCUCGCAGGUGCUCGUCCAGGCAAAAGCCGCGCGGGGGCUGGGCCAUGUUCAAACCCAGGCCCAAGCCCAGGGCCAGGCACAGGCCCAAAGCACACUGACGGCGGCGUCUGCGGUCGUCACAGCGGCGGGGGCCCCGUGGCUAGGAGGGGCAGCAGCUGUGGGACCAAACCAGGGCUCUGGGGGCAUGUUUGCAGGUAAGGUAGGCGGCGGCGGGACGGCGACGGCGACGGCAGCGGCAGCGCGACGGCCUUGGAGUGCGGCGCAGGCGCAGCUGCGGCCGCAGCUACCGCUGCCGAUGCAGCUGCCGUCGCAUGAGGAAAACGCUGUUGGUGUCCCGGAGUGGGGGAGCUCUCCGCAUCAGCACGAAGAGGGGGAGAAAGCAGGCAAGAAGCCGCCGCCGCCGCUGCCGCCGUCGUCAAUAUCCGCGUCGCAGCCGCCAGUACAAGCUGAGGGGCCCCCGGCGGCGGUGAUGGUGGCGGCGGACGCGGGACGGGUGCUGCUCCGGCCUCAGCGAUCGUCGGUCUCUUGGUCUGGACCGCAGCGCCAGAUCGGCGAUGAUGUCCUAGGCCACGGGCAUCAUCAGGGUCGCCGCUACGCUGCGGGUCCAGGGCCCUCGGGCUUGGGAUUGGCCAGACAGGGGCCCGGAGCUCACAGAUUCCGAUCGGCAGUGGCUCAACAACAACAAGGACAACAACAACAAGGGCGCGCGCUGUCUCAGGCCCCGGGGCCCCCGCCCCUGCCGCCCAUCACGAUGACGUCAUCGUCGCGGCUAUCCGAGACGGGACAUUUGCAGGUGAAGAUGGAGCAGCUCAACGGAUUGUUACGAAUGGGUAUGGGACACCGGGAUUAUCUGCCGGACAUGUACCAGAUGACUUUCAAGCUUACAAGCCAGUGCGGGUCGGUAUGCUACAUGGCACCAGAGGUUGCUCGGCAGCUGCCUUACAACCAGAAGGCCGACGUCUUCUCCUUCGGCUGUCUGGUGUAUGAGGUGAUGUCUCGACAGCUGCUUUCGGAUGGCAUCCCCCCGGGCGACGUGGAGGCCGCCCUGGAGUACCUGGGCCGCGUGGCUUGGAGUGGCUGGCGUCCUGACCUGCCCGCCAGGCUGCCGAAGGAGCUGAGGCUGCUCAUCUCGCUGUGCUGGCAUCGGGAGCCGCGGCUUCGGCCCUCUUUUCCGACCAUCGCCGCGCGGCUGCGGGAGGUGCUACGCGCCACGGCGACGGGCCCCCUCCACUCCAAGAUUACCUUGAACGCGGUGACAGUACAGCCGCCGCCACCUCCGUUGGCGGCGCAACGCUCGCAGCUGCUGCUGGAACUGCAGGUGCGGGAGCAGCAGCGGAAGAGCAAGGAACAGCAGCAGCAGCAGCAGCAACAACAACAGUGGGCCAUGCUCCAGCAGCACCACCAACAACAGCAGCAGCUGCUGCUGCUCCAGCAACAGAUGGGACAGUACCGGCUGGAUCAAUCGACCAACCAGAAAAAUACUGUGCGGAUGCUCGGAGGUUCCGUUUCAACCGGGAAUAUGUGGAACGCCUUCCAACAUACAACGGUGCCAGGCGGCGGUGGCGCCGCGGCGCUGUCUCCUGCGUCUUCGGCAGCAUCGACGACACAACAAUUCCAGCUGCAAGCGCAUCGGCAACAGCUACAGCUACAGCUACAGCAGCUGAACGCAUGCACUCGCGCCGGAGGCAGCACUCCCACUCUCCCAACCACCAUCACCCCCCCCACCACCACCGCCACCACCGGGGGUAUCCUACCGGUACCUUACUCUGUGAACAGCGUCAGCGUCAGCCGGCAGCCGUUGCACGUUGAAAGUACGGGCACGAUUAUGGCGCACACCACCACCGCCACCACUAUUACUGGUGCAGGGUGUCGCAUGUCCAGCCCAGUUCUGGGGGCCGUGACCGGCGGGCGGGGCGGAGGGGCAGGUACCUUGGAGCCCGUGGUGGUGCAUCCAGCGGGACGCGCCACGACCAGCACCUUGACAAUGACGACAGCGACGGGGCCUCAGAACAGCGACAGCAGCUAUUACUCCGCCUUGCCCAGUCCCGUGAGCCCCACCAGCUCCAGGGUGGGUAACCGGAGGUCAUCAGGAUGUCCAGGGCUCGGACCCAGCCCCGGGCUGCUGCCGGGGCAGAGCCACGACAGGGCAAGCCGGGCUUCAACGCGCAUGGCGUGAUGACGGGAGUUUACAAAGCCUGGACACGACUGCCCGCCCGACGCGCUGCGCCAUCGUGUUGCGAGCCAUCGGGUUUUCCAAGCCUUGCCGAGACCUGUCUAUGUUGCACGCGGAGCAUAGCGGAGCAUACACCACUAGGUCCGGAACCACACGCCGCACGGCACAUGAUUGCAAAGCUAGAUAUGACUAAAAUCAGAUUAAGGCAGGCGAAUGCCGCCUCGGCCUCCAUGAGCGGCAGGUGAUCGUUCUGGGGCAUCUCUAUCAAGUUCUCUACCUGCGGCAGCAGACGUGUGCAUAGAAACAGACAGACACGCAA
Messenger RNA from Volvox carteri f. nagariensis, 3655 nucleotides. RefSeq lists its product as uncharacterized. Gene Ontology annotation, molecular function: protein kinase activity; ATP binding. The transcript has 14 exons. The record is from RefSeq and is a predicted model, not a curated record. The coding region runs from base 1 to 3339 and encodes 1112 amino acids. Gene Ontology annotation, biological process: protein phosphorylation. NCBI's taxonomy places the organism in Eukaryota, Viridiplantae, Chlorophyta, Chlorophyceae, Chlamydomonadales, Volvocaceae.